AUGCGUCACCGGUGUUUUGAAAUGCGAUGUGUUAUGGCGGGGAGUGGUAACAAUGGCUGAGGAUUGUCCCAUGAUCGAGAACACGAUUCACGGAUGGAUUACUGGUUAUUAUUGUGAUCGCAUCCUCCAGGAAUGGUCUCACAACUUCGAGCCGUGGUCACCGAACCAUAUCAAACUUGGAAAUUACAUCGACUCCCUCACCGGUGUGACGUGCUUGAACAAGGAGCUGCAGUACAAACUGGAACUUAUCUGUUGGUUGCCAAAACUGUUUAGACUGCAGAAGCAAGAGAAUGAAGAAUCUUUCUUGGAAAUCAUUCGGAGUAUGGAUGCAAUUAAAGAUUUUUAUCCCGAAUCCUUGUUGGAAGAGACAACUGAAUUUUUUUCACAGCUCAAGAAACAAUGUAUUCUUCUCUGCUCCCAAGAAGUUGGUUUUGUUGCCGCAAAGAAUCUCUACAAAACACUGGCAAGUGAAAACGAACUUAACAAGGUCUCCUAUUCCUCAAUCUUGGGAGUCCUCAAGACCACUCAUACCAACCAAGAGAAAUUACAGAACAGCGUCAGUGAUGACAUCAGCUGCUUGAUCUCAACCUACCUCAAGAAUAUCUUUCGACUGUAUCCACACCUUUCCUAGUCCAGGCUGCCAGCAAAGCUGUAGAAACGGAGAAGCAAGACAGUUCUGGUAUCUUUGACAGCCAAAAG
Octopus sinensis (East Asian common octopus) is the source of this 699-nucleotide messenger RNA. RefSeq lists its product as uncharacterized. NCBI's taxonomy places the organism in Eukaryota, Metazoa, Mollusca, Cephalopoda, Octopoda, Octopodidae. The transcript has 5 exons. The record is from RefSeq and is a predicted model, not a curated record. The coding region runs from base 53 to 631 and encodes 192 amino acids.